Dendronephthya gigantea is the source of this 1917-nucleotide messenger RNA. RefSeq lists its product as uncharacterized. Bases 66 to 1334 code for a protein of 422 amino acids. NCBI's taxonomy places the organism in Eukaryota, Metazoa, Cnidaria, Anthozoa, Malacalcyonacea, Nephtheidae. Gene Ontology annotation, cellular component: nucleoplasm; chromatin. Gene Ontology annotation, biological process: positive regulation of DNA-templated transcription. The transcript has 4 exons. Gene Ontology annotation, molecular function: ubiquitin-protein transferase activity; zinc ion binding. The record is from RefSeq and is a predicted model, not a curated record.
GCCUCGUUGAUUACGAGUACGGAGUUCAGUUCAUUUGAAAGGUUUCAUCGAAAGCUUCAAGUACAAUGGAUAACGCACCAGAUCCUGCAAACAGCAAUCCUCGUUGUGAAAAACACGACAAAAUACUCAAAUUCUACUGCGAAACAUGCAAAGUCCUUGUUUGUCGAUACUGCGUGGAUAUUAAUCAUCCUCGGCCUGAACAUACGUGGUUCCCUUUGACAGACGUUGUGAGACAACGCAAAGAAGCGUUAAAUAUAUCUUCCGGUAUAUUGGAGAAGGAAAAAAACGAUGCAGCCGAGAGUAAUCGUAAGAUUGAAGAGGCAAAGACAGUUCUAAAGAACAACGCAACAAAAGCAAGAGACGCCAUUAUGCAGCAACAACAGAGUAUCCUGAAUGCGUUCACCAAGAAACUCGAGAAAGAAACGACAUCCUUGCUUGACCAAGUUGAGAUAAAAUACAGAGAAGCUAACACGCUGCUGUCGAAACAACAAGCCGACGUGAAAGAAUAUUUUGAAAAGGCAAAAAGCUCGUUGGAUUUUACCAGGAAUAUUCUUUCCAGUGGAAACGCUGAGGUACUCCUUGCUCUAAAAGACGAGCUUGAGGAAAAAGCUGGAAGCAUUAAGACUGAACGACCAGAAUUUAUGGAGCCAGUCCACGAUGGCCUUCUUGAAUAUCAUCCAAAGGCAAAGCCAACCGAAGAUAUCAUGGUGAAUUUGAAGUUCAACGACUUAGGAAAAAUUGUUUACCCUGCUGUGCAGUCCUUGUUUGAAAGUUCAACCAUCUUGGAGGACAACAUUGAACAUGCAAAGCAACUUGUGGAGUGGGUUGAAGAUAAGAAAUUUAGUUGGCAACUUUGUUAUCGAGCUUCGCGUGAUGGUUGGAAAGCCCAAGAUUUUCAUAAAAAGUGUGACGAUGUUGGACCUACUGUGACCUUGGUAAAAUGUGGAACCAACGUCUUUGGCGGUUUUACUGACAGAAGCUGGGGAACAUCGUAUUCAUUCAUGAGUAUAGUUUUGCCUAGGUAUAACCUUUCCAACCAGUCAUUUCUGUUUUCCGUAAAAAAUAAAGAGAAUAUGCGUCCAAUGAAGUGUCCGAUCAUUAAUGGUCUAAAUUACGCAGCAAUCUACCGUGUUCCUUCAUCAGGAGCCAUCUUUGGUAAUGGUUAUGAUCUGUUCAUCAGCUCUGAUGCCAAAAACAACAAAUAUUCAUACAGCAACCUUGGUUACACAUUUCAAGCUCCUUCGGGAUUCAAAUCUGGAGCCCCAGAAACCAGGGCUUUGUUGGCGGGCAGCUACUAUUUUACUCCAUCAGAAAUUGAAGUCUUCCGCAGUUAAACAAAGGUGAAAAAAAUAUUGCGGCUCUGUUUACAUCUGCAUUUUUUGCUACGAUCAUUCUGUUUUGAUGUGGACGAGCUUGCAGUCCUGAAUGUUCUGACAUACCAGAGCCUUAGUUGGACACCCGUUGCUUAUCCACUCGUUCAUACCUGUCAAAAGAAGAAAAUCGCAGAAAAAUGGCAAGUGUACACCGGCCUUUAGAAACCGUACUUCUGUUUUGUCUAUUUGUAAACUCAUGCUUGGCAAUAAAAGCGAACUAUAACGGCCUUCUAUAACUAGAUUAAACUAAUUUGAGCUAUGAAGAUAGUUGGUCAGUGCUGGUGAUGAAACAAAACAGUAAAUUUUAUACAGAACAAGUUCUGAGAAGUUUUAACUCUUACUCUCUAUUUACUCUAGUCGUUAAUUAUAAUGUAUUUAGUUAUAUAAUUAUAUCUUACACUCAGUCUUCUCUUUCUAUUAAUUGUAUUUAAUGAUGUACAAUCAUGUUUUGUACCCAUGUCUUUGUAUAAUAGUAUCUUUGUAUUAUACUAACUAUAAUUUUAUACUGUUUAGAGAAAAACAUUAUUUACAAGUAAGGCAUUUG